AUGAAACAAGACACAUUUGCACUGCAUAUCCCAUCUCAGACGACACUUUGUUCGCCUCCAGACCGUCCGGAUCCGAGGCAACCUCCGCCCACUUGCUCAUCCGCAUCUGAAGUCACUCAACCUCUGGAUUCAGAGUGUGCGCCUUGUCGAUUGGUCAGUACAGACUCCGCCUGUAUAGACGAUAGUCUGUCGCAGGCUUCUUUCUCUUCCGAUCUCUCCUCUGUUUCUGCCUGUUCUCGUCUUUUGGAGGAUGCCAUGCGUCAGAUGACCGUUGAAAUGGAGGCCUACGACCUUGCUCUUCAGCAGGUCAAUGAAAUUGCGGAGGCCGCUGAACGAGCACGGGGAGUUGCUGCCACUACCUGCACUGCUGUUCUUCCUCUCCAGACUCCAAAUGAUCCGGUUCCUCAUCUUGAUGCUAGUGGGAAUGAUAACAUUGAAAUGGAAAAUCAAGAGGCAGGGAAAUUUAACAAGGAGCCUGAUGAAGGCACGCGGACUCCAACCUCCACACUCAUUACUACCUCAGCAUCACAAGUGUUUAAUGACUCCUCGAACUCCCCUUAUCCCGGCCAUCUCAAGUCCGUUGAGUCGAGCGAACAGACAGAAGCAGUUGCUCGGUUGGCCGUUCUUCAGCGUAGCCUCGAGACGCGUAGAAAAGCAAUCGCGGCGAUACGUGUUAAGAAGCAGCGUCGCGAAAUCCAUCUUUGCCAACAGGAGAAGAAGUUGGAGCGUGAGCACCGAUUGAGCCUGCUGCUCGGACAAACUGAGGAUCAAGAACCGGUGAAUUUUUUUUCACAUUUGCAUUCUUCUUACAACUUCAAACACAAAUGUAUUCAUUUUCGUAUUAGAGUAGAGUUUCGAGACUACCAGUAA
Messenger RNA from Protopolystoma xenopodis, 870 nucleotides. Lineage: Eukaryota; Metazoa; Platyhelminthes; Monogenea; Polystomatidea; Polystomatidae. The record is from the annotation of a GenBank genome assembly.